AGCGUGGUGGGUGGAGAGGAAUUUUUUGUUUAUUUUCGUGGCCAGUUAAGCUGUGUUGUGAAAUUAUUGUAACUCGUUUAUUCGGUUUUACUCGGGAAAAAAAACAAACAGAUAAGCGUCUGAGUGUUUAUCUAAAGUGUUAUUUUUAAAAUCUCGUGAGGUAGCGGAUUUGGGCCAGGUUAGCUCGCGAGCUAGCGUGAAGUUGAUGAGCGUCUUGUAGCGCUACUUAGCUGUUAGCUUAUGUGCUAGCAGGCUAUCCACAACAUUAAUGCAAGCUAGAUAGCAAAUGACAUUAAAGAAGCGAACGCCACGCAGUUAUCAUCUUCUACUACCCGAACUAACGCUUCUGUGCGGAGAAAUCACUGUUGCUAAGCUUUGGCAGCAUUGUAUCAACAGUACUUCCACCUUGACACUUCAGCUGGUAAAGACAUAGAGGAUACAACUUGAAAGUCUCCUUGAGGUUGAAACCCAAGAAGCAAGAUGUCAAUCACGAACACUCCCACAAGCAACGAUGCCUGUCUGAGCAUUGUGCAUAGCCUGAUGUGCCACCGACAGGGAGGAGAGAGUGAAAGCUUUGCUAAGCGAGCGAUAGAGAGUCUUGUCAAAAAGCUGAAAGAGAAGAAAGAUGAGCUGGAUUCCCUUAUCACAGCCAUCACUACGAAUGGAGCUCAUCCCAGCAAGUGUGUAACCAUACAGAGAACUUUGGAUGGACGCCUACAGGUUGCAGGACGCAAAGGUUUUCCCCAUGUUGUCUAUGCCCGACUGUGGCGAUGGCCUGAUCUACACAAGAAUGAAUUAAAACACGUGAAAUAUUGCCAGUAUGCCUUUGACUUGAAAUGUGACAAUGUUUGUGUCAACCCAUACCACUACGAGAGAGUCGUCUCUCCAGGCAUUGAUUUAUCAGGGCUGACCCUUUCAAGUUCAGGUCCACUCUUGGUAAAGGAUGAGUAUGACUAUGACAACCAGCAAUCUCACUCAAGCUCUGAAAGCCACCUGCAGACUAUCCAGCAUCCCCCAUCAAGACCCGGUCCACAGGAGACCUUCAGCAGCCCUGCUCUGCUCCCCCCGUCAGAGGGCAGCAGUUCAGCUUCAACCUCUGCUUUCUCUACCAUCAGUGCUGGACCCUCAAAUCCUCCCCCUAACUGGAGCAGAAACGGCAGCUUCCCCCCUGCAGUGCCUCAACAUCAGAAUGGGCAUCUACAGCAUCACCCACCUAUGCCUCACACAGGACAUUACUGGCCUGUCACCAAUGAAAUUGCGUUCCAGCCCCCCAUAUCCAAUCACCCUGCUCCAGAUUACUGGUGCUCCAUUGCAUACUUUGAGAUGGAUGUUCAAGUUGGGGAGACGUUUAAGGUGCCAUCCACAUGCCCAAUAGUGACUGUGGAUGGCUACGUUGAUCCAUCAGGAGGGGACCGCUUUUGCUUGGGCCAGCUGAGUAAUGUCCACAGGACAGAGAACAUAGAGAGAGCCAGGCUCCACAUUGGCAAAGGCGUGCAGCUCGAGUGCAAAGGUGAAGGAGACGUGUGGGUGCGCUGUUUGAGUGAUCAUGCAGUGUUUGUACAGAGCUAUUACUUGGAUCGAGAGGCUGGACGUGCCCCUGGAGAUGCAGUUCACAAGAUCUACCCCAGUGCUUACAUCAAGGUGUUUGACUUACGUCAGUGCCACAGGCAGAUGCAGCAGCAGGCAGCGACAGCUCAGGCAGCAGCUGCAGCCCAGGCAGCAGCAGUGGCUGGGAACAUUCCCGGGCCAGGCUCUGUGGGAGGCAUCGCCCCUGCCAUCAGUCUCUCUGCUGCUGCAGGCAUUGGGGUUGAUGACCUGCGCAGGCUGUGCAUCCUGCGGAUGAGCUUCGUGAAGGGCUGGGGGCCAGACUACCCGCGGCAAAGCAUCAAAGAGACGCCCUGCUGGAUUGAGAUCCAUUUACACCGAGCUCUGCAGCUACUGGAUGAAGUUCUGCACACCAUGCCCAUAGCUGACCCCCAACCCCUUGACUGAGUUAAAAGACAUGAACUGUACAAAAAAAGAAAACAAUCAGACUGUACUUUUUUAACAGACCACUCCACUUAUAGGUCCGAAGUGCAGAUGGAGGACUGUACGAGUAGGAACAAGGGCAUAAAGGCCGGCAGUAUACUCCAACCUGCUUUCAAAUCCAGCGCUGCAAGCAGUUUGCCAGUAUACAUGAGGCUCCAGGUCAGUAAGUUCAGUGACUUCCAAACAACAGCUGGAGAGGAACCUGUAAAGCACACUGGGAGGAGUCGUUGCACUCUGGAAACAUGCUGCCACGAGGAUGAAAAAGGAAGCCCGUAUUCUGGCAUUUGUUGUCCAAUUAAAACUUAAUUACAGCAUGAAGUGAACAAAGCUGUGUGUCUCUUAAAUCUCACGUGGAUUCAAAAAUACUCACACACUGAUGUGGACUUAAGAAUGUGACCACAGCAAGAUUAAAAGAUACAAAAUUCCCAUCAAUUAUUCCAUGAGCUUUUGUGUUACACAAUAGAAACCACAAGAGAGCGUAGGGUGUCAGAAACAAAAAUGAUUUAUGCUCAGCUGUCAUCUUUUUUUCAGGGAGAAUAUUUCCACAUUUAAGAGUGUAAGCUGUACAAAGCCCUUGUAACUAUUUAGCAGUCCCUCCAGGAUGUUGCUAUGACAACCGUUAACUAAAUUCAUCCAAUUGCUGUGAAUUUUGCAUGACCUUGCAAUUUUGUGCAGUCACAACUUUUCCGCAGAUUUUACAAUAUAAAAUGGGUAAAAUCUCAUGUCACUGUAGAUCUACACGCAGCAUAUUGAUUUGAGGAGAGCAGCUUGUGGAGAUGGUUCUUUAGCGCUGCAUCAAACAGCAGCGACAGCUGAUCGUCUGCUCUUGUCCGAUUCUGUUGGAAACACUGAAUGCCUCAAAGCUAGCUCUGAAUCAGUAUUAGCAUCACUGCUAUUUUUGCAAUUUCACUUGCUGCCACAAUUUUAUUGAUAAGCAUAAACAUGCACCAUAGUUUUUUGAGAAAGCUGCCAUGAAAUCAGACAUUUCAGGCCGCAAUAAUCCCCCCAAACAGGCCUUGAGAUCCUGGAGGGACUUAUUUAGUGAGACAGCAAACUGUUAAACUCUAAACCAGUUAAGCUGAGCGCAUUGUGAUACCUUGUAUUGGAUUAAUACCUGUCUGAACACACUGCAUGUCAUUUCAGUUGGAGUAUACUGCCGAUCCAGUCCUCCUUCGCUGGCUCUUCAUGCUUGUAUGGCUUCAUGUAAGUGGAGUUUUUCACCUCACAAAUCAGGACAUUUAUGUAAAAUGCUAUUCAUUACUUAUGUUCUUGUAAGCUGUAAUCUUUAAAUAUUUUUCAAUGCUGAUGGUCCUUGUUUGAUGUUUUUUUGAUUUAUAUACCCCUUUUGAAUAGUUGUUUUUAUGAUGUAAAGAGCAUUUGAAAAGCCUCUUUAAGCUGACCUCAGCUUCUCUUUCAACACCAUAAAAUGUCCGUCAUUUUACCACCAGUCAAGGCUGUUACGAUAUUGAGAAGCAAUGUUUAUGACUCAAGUUUUUCAGACGCCAAAAUUAUUAAAUAUUUUCAAAAGGAAAGGUUAUUAUAACACAUCAUAAUAUUAUUUGUAAUUGUAAUUUUUUUUAAAUUAGAUGCCCACAUAGUGUCCAUUAGCACUUUAUUAAUUUGCCUGAGUAUUUUGUCUUGUUUCAUAGUCUCAUGCGUGGUUACUUGUAUCCAUAUAAUUUCUUAGCAUAGUUAAAAAGUUAUUCUCGCCAAUGACCUCGGUGACAUCCAUUAAAAAUGAGCUUCAAAUUAUCUGCCUAAAAAUCCGUUUUCAGUAUCAAACACUUAUCCACAGCAAAUUAUACAGGUGUAUUCAGUUGUGGCGUAACUGUGGUUUAUGAAAUUUGAAAUCUUGUCUAUUUAGGAUUAAAACCACAGUUAAACGGCCACCUUUUAAACCUGCAAGUGGUCAAUCUUUGAUACUUGAAAGUCAAAUUUUGGGUGGAACAUCACUUUAAGAUGGCUCACUGCCACCCAUUUUAACUUGAGUAUUACUUGGAUGACACAUACCAUAACGUAUUCUAGACAACAGCUGAGUAAAGGAGGCAAGGAACGAACUGUGAGAGGAAGUGUAAGCCAUAUUGAUGCCAAAUAUACAUAUAAGAAAAGUGAAAAGGUUAUCAGACUGCAGUCGGUUGUGUUCCGUCGCUUGUAAAGCUUGGUUUUAAUUGUCAACUGAAUGAUUUCAGUUUUUGCUCAGCACAGUUGAUCAAACAAUAUUUUGGUAUUUGGAGCUCUGUUUACCCACAGCUGUCGCAGUAUUUUAUACUCUUUUGCUACCUUUACAGUAAUGAACCACAAAAAAAGAAGAAUGCUGUACAAUUUUCAGGAAAUGCAAGUUCAUGCUCAUCUUAAUCUUUACAAUUGUGUCAUACACUCUGAAUACAUACCGAGUUUGAAUGAAAUUGGUGUUUAUAUGUAUGAGUAUGGUUGAAUAAAACUCAAUGGGCUAACA
Messenger RNA from Plectropomus leopardus (leopard coralgrouper), 4483 nucleotides. It is a transcript of the gene smad4a, whose product is annotated as SMAD family member 4a. Lineage: Eukaryota; Metazoa; Chordata; Actinopteri; Perciformes; Serranidae. The record is from RefSeq and is a predicted model, not a curated record. Gene Ontology annotation, molecular function: DNA-binding transcription factor activity, RNA polymerase II-specific; RNA polymerase II cis-regulatory region sequence-specific DNA binding; I-SMAD binding. Gene Ontology annotation, biological process: regulation of transcription by RNA polymerase II; SMAD protein signal transduction; cell differentiation. Gene Ontology annotation, cellular component: heteromeric SMAD protein complex.